AUGGUCAAGUCUGGAAAAAGAAAGUUUGUAAAAAAGGAAAAGGCCAAAGUCCAUUUGAAAGUAGCUCAUAAGACACUGCUGCCCAAAGGACAAAAUGUGACGGAUACAAAUUUUAAAGUACGCAAGAUCGUGCUGCAUGGCCAACUCAAAGAACGUGGUGAUCACGAAAUACUUUCCAAGGGAAACUUAAACAUCAAGGAAUUGCUGUCGAGAUUAAAUCAUCAUAACAUGUGGCAAAGGCAGUCUGGACUCGAAGGUCUUAUAGACUUAGUUGCUUCUUAUCCUCCACAAACCAUGGCCGUUCACUUGUCAUCGUUCUUAGAAGCAGCUUCACGUUUGACACUAGAUGGUGAGGCGGACAUUCGUCAAUUGGCUGUGAAGUUAUUAUCGUCAAUAUUAACGGCUGUAGAAGAAAAGCAGAUUGCUCCUUCUUUUGAAAUUGUCAUUAGAUAUUUAGCUUGUGCAAUGAGUCACAUUAAUUCAGCUGUAAGAGAGACGUCUCUUAAUGUGUUGGACGUUCUAAUAACUAAACAUCCUAAACUUACAGCUGUUCAUUGUCAGACUGUAGUAUUGCCUGGUUUUUUAGAUUUAAUAUCUUCAAAACUAAGUGAUACAACUUCUCGGAAACUCACAGUGCAAAUCAUUGAACAUACGACUACAAGUGUUUGGCGAUUAAAAGUAUUAAAUAGUUUACGUUCAUUGUUGAGUGCAAUUGUCAAAAACACUUCAUUAGGAUCAGAAAAUUCUUCAGAUCUAAAUAGAACAGUGAAUUGGAAAGAUUCUUGUCGUUUACAUGUUCCAUUGUACAAUUCCAUUAGUUUGAAAACUGGUCCUUUGGAUUUUAACAUUUUUCAAAAGGCCGAAAAGAAUUCUUCAACAACAGAAAUACAAAAUUAUACAGCAUCAUUGAUGCCUCUUUUGAUUGAUACUUUCAUUGAAGUGGCUCCCAGCAAACGAGAAAAUAAAAACAGUUCGGAAAUUUCAUUACAAACAGCAUCAAUAUUAAAAUGCAUAUUGGAUAUUAUUCUUUUGUUAUGGAAAAUUUUUCAAAAUUCUGAUAAUCCAUCAGAAAUGAUGGCUUGGUUUAGCAUUAAUUAUGGCCCUAAGAUUUGUCAAACAUUUAUAUCAAAUGGUUUCCCCUAUAUUACACUCAACAGUGGUGGCCGUACUUCAGAUAAAGUCAAAAAACACAAAACUGACACAGAUGUAGUUUUGGAUUUAUUUGGAGACAGUAUGGUACAAUCUGACACAAAGUGUUCCAAACAAAAUAUAGACCUGUGUCUUGUAUAUUUUUUACUCAGUAAAUAUAAAAUAUUACCGGUAUCAGUCAAAGUCAUAUCUUUAUAUAUUAACAAUUCAUUAAAUUCAUACAAGUCAAUUGAUCAUCAAUCUUUUGUUGUGCUAAUGCAUUGUCUAGAGACUGUAUCUGACAACAAUGAUUUGAUUAAAUCUAAGGACUCCUUUGACUUGAAUUCUGUCAUAGAAAAAUUAGUUAUUAUUCACAAUGAAAUGGUAACAAAUGAUGGUCGUCAUCGUCACGAGAAAACCAAGUUAGUGUUUAAUUACUUGUGUUCAAUCGCAUCAAAAACACAUUUGAAAAUAGCUGAAGAAGUCGAAGAAUUUGGUAGCUGGCUGACUUUAUUACCAGAAUUCAUGUGUCAACGUAAAGUACCAUAUCAUUUAGUGAAAGCUUUGUCAAAUGUGGCAAGAUAUAAUUUACCAGAGUUUAGCAAAUCGUUAUACAUGUUAAAGCCAGCAUUAUUGGACAAUGUUGACAUUGUAGCAGACAACAAAGCUGACAAAAUUAAUGGUCAGACUUUAUUAAAAGAUAUGAUGUAUACACAAUUAGAUUGGGAAAAAGAAAUUGGACUAGUUAAUUAA
Molecule: messenger RNA, 1881 nt
Organism: Macrosiphum euphorbiae (potato aphid)
Lineage: Eukaryota; Metazoa; Arthropoda; Insecta; Hemiptera; Aphididae
Source: the annotation of a GenBank genome assembly